GCUGAAGUGAAAGUAAAUGAGAGAAGCAGAGGACUGCACAAACGUUCUCUUGCUCUUCACAAAACAUUCUACACAGCUGCACAGAGACACCAUUUUGUCGUAAAAGAAGAAAAGUACAUAUAUAAUCAGAUAUGGCGUCCUCAAACAUUUUGCUGCCAGAGGAGCAGUUCCAGUGCUCUAUCUGUCUGGAGGUUCUCACUGAUCCGAUCACCACUCCAUGUGGACACAACUUCUGCCAGGCCUGUAUCAGCGGGUACUGGAAAAGCACUGAACAGUGCCGGUGUCCAAUGUGUAAGGAGACAUUUGACAAAAAGCCUAAGCUCAAAAUCAACACAACACUCCGAGAGGUUGUGAAUCAUUUUAAGGGGAUACAAGUCAGAGACAGAGAUGAGUCCCCUGCUGCGCCUGGAUAAGUGGCCUGUGAUGUCUGCACUGUGACGAAGCUCAAGGCCCUGAAGUCCUGCAUGGAGUGUCUGACCUCUUUCUGUGAGACUCAUCUGCAGCCUCAUCAGAUAGCCCCAGCCCUGAAGAGGCACAAGCUGAUCAACCCUGUGAAGAACCUGGAAGACAGGAUGUGCAAGAAGCACAAGAAACCCCUGGAGCUGUUCUGUAGGACUGAACAAAUGUGUGUGUGUCAGGUCUGCACUGUGACAGACCACAAGGGUCAUCACACCGUCCCUCUGAAGAAGGAGUUCGGAGAGAAGAAAGCUGAGUUGGGAAGGACAAAGAAUCAAAUGCAGCAGAUGAUCCAGAAGUGCCUACAGAAGGUUAAAGAGAUCAAACACUCAGCGGAGCUCAGCAACAGAGAUGCAGAGAGAGAGAGAGAAGAAAGCGAACAGGUCUUCACCACUCUAGUCCGCUCCAUGCAGAGAAGCCAGGCUGAGGUGUCUAAGAUGAUUGGAGAGAAGCAGAAAGCAACCAUGCGGCAGGCUGAGAGCCUCAUUAAAGAGCUGGAGCAGGAAAUCACUGAGCUACAGAGGAGAUGCUCAGAGCUGGAUCAGCUCUCACACACUAAGGAUCAUCUCCACCUCCUCCAAAGCUCGCCAUCCCUGUGCCCCCCUACAUCUACCAAGGACUGGCCUGAUGUCAGUAUAACCCAGAACGAGAGUAAGUGGAAUGUGCAGAAAGACAUAUCCCAGCUGGAUAAAAAGGUGAGGAGAGCACUUUCUGAACUUGAGGAGAAAUUGAAUAAUGUAUUGGAGAAGUCAAAGGGUGAUGACCUGAAGAGGAUGCAGCAGUAUGCAGUGGAUGUCACUAUGGACCCUGAUACAGCACAUCCCCUUAUCAUUGUAUCUGGCAAUGGGAAACUAGUGAGAACAGGUCACUUGGAACAGAACCACUUCUACAACCUAAAGAGGUUUAGAAGUCGUGUAGCUGUUUUGGCAAAGGAGGGCUUCUCCUCGGGGAGAUUCUACUAUGAGGUGCAGGUGAAGGGGAAGACUGGGUGGAAUGUAGGAGUGGCCAAAGAGUCGAUUAAUAGAAAGAUAGGUGGAUUAUACCCAGAGCAAGGAUUCUGGACCGUGUGGUUGUCUUUUCAGGUUGACUAUGAGGCCUGCACAGACCCCCAUACCCCCCUCUCACUGAAGAGCAAGCCGGAGAAGUUGGGGGUGUUUGUGGAUUAUGAGGAGGGUCAAGUCUCCUUCUAUGACGUGGACACCAGGUCUCAUAUCUUCUCUUUCACCGGCUGCACCUUCACAGAGAAGCUCUAUCCAUACUUGAACCCCUUUGAUGAUUAUGAUGGCUCAAAUUCAGCACCAAUGAUCAUCACCCCUGUUAACCAGACACCCUGAGGGUGACAUUGUGACAGUGCUAAAAUGGGGGCAUUUGUAAUACUGAUUCAAAUGGUAAUUUAAAGUAACCCAUAACCUUUUAGGACACAUACAUAAUAUUUGUAUUACUUUGAUCAGACCUACUAACCUGCUUGUAUUUAAUACAUUUUUGUCAGCUGACAUUGUUUGACGGUGAAAUGUAUUAAAACCCGUCUGCAAAACAUAUUUUAAGUAAAGCUUUCAUUGGAUUGGAUUUGGUUUCCUGAUCUAAUGGAAACACAGUGACCAUUGCGAAACUGACUUAUAGUGAACUCGGUAGGUGAGAACUAACCCCAAUAGCAGAAAUGUGUAUUUGAGUAUCUGGUAUUAAAAGGUCCAAUGCA
Molecule: messenger RNA, 2152 nt
Organism: Oncorhynchus kisutch (coho salmon)
Lineage: Eukaryota; Metazoa; Chordata; Actinopteri; Salmoniformes; Salmonidae
Product: zinc finger protein RFP-like
Exons: 2
Coding region: 465-1790 (441 amino acids)
Molecular function (GO): zinc ion binding; protein binding
Source: RefSeq, a predicted model, not a curated record